GAAGAGGGCAGCCAUUCCUGGACCGUCUGCCUGCGUUGGGUUGUUGGGGAUCUGGGCAAGGACUUGGCGUCCUGGAAGGGCCCUUGUGCUGUGGGAUUGUGGUGGAGAAGAGAGUCCUCUUCCUCAGGCUGCCGGUGGUGGAGCACCAUUCACAGAGGAGGCUGCUGUAAGGAGGCUCCUGUGGCCUCCCUGGAGGCUGACCGGCCCGAGGCAGUUGUGGGAGAGCCACGUCGCUUACAGGGCUGGGCAAGCUGUCCCUGCGGCCUCCGGAGCGGGCAGCGCGAGGAAUAGAGCCUGCGGAGGMAGCUGAGGAGCCUCUGGAGAGCAGGGGCUGCUGGCCAACCUGCUGCACCGAUCCACCAAGGGAGCAGCCCUCGGUCCUCCAAGGGCUCGUGGCUGAUGCUGGGACUGCUCCCCUAGCGCAGGCCAGCGCUUGAAGCUGCGCGGGAGGCGGCCCGCUCGUCCCACCAUGGUGCUGCCGCCACCUGACAAGCGCCACGUGUGUCUCACCACCAUCGUCAUCAUGACCAGCAUGGCCUUCAUGGAUGCCUACCUGGUGGAGCAGAACCAGGGGCCCCGCAAGAUCGGUGUCUGCAUCAUUGUGCUGGUGGGGGACAUCUGCUUCCUCAUCGUGCUGCGCUACGUGGCCGUGUGGGUUGGGGCAGAGGUGAAGACCGCCAAGCGGGGCUAYGCCAUGAUCCUUUGGUUCCUGUACAUCUUUGUGCUGGAGAUCAAGCUCUACUUCAUCUUCCAGAACUACAAAGCUGACAAGAAGAACCUGGAGACGGUGGCCAGGAAAGCCCUGACCUUGCUGCUCUCCAUCUGUGUGCCGGGACUUUACUUGGUGCUGGUGGCCUUGGACAGUAUGGAGUACAUACGGACCUUUCGGAAGAAAGAGGACCUACGGGGGCGUCUCUUCUGGGUGGCCCUCGAUCUGCUGGAUAUCUUGGACAUCCAGGCCAACCUGUGGGAGCCACACAGGACUGGCCUGCCCAUCUGGGCAGAGGGGCUCAUGUUCUUCUACUGCUACAUACUGCUCCUGAUCCUGCCUUGCGUGUCCCUCAGUGAGAUCAGCAUGCAAGGGGAGCACAUCGCCCCACAGAAAAUGAUGCUSUAUCCCGUCCUCAGCUUGGUCACCAUUAACAUUGUCACCAUUUUCAUCCGGGCCAUCAACAUGGUCUUGUUCCAAGACAGCAGGGUCUCCACCAUCUUUAUUGGCAAGAACAUCAUUGCGAUAGCCACCAAGGCGUGCACGUUCCUCGAGUACAAGCGGCAGGUGAAGGAGUUCCCCCAGAACGCCAUCGCCCUGGAGCUCCAGCAGAACUCCCUGUCCCACAACCAGACCAUGCACAGCGCGCAGGGCAUCCCCCACGAGCCCUCACCCACCAGCGAGAUCCUCGACACAUGAUGGCCUGCCCCACAGCCAGCCUUGGUUCAGAUAGCCCCAGGAUAGCAGCUCUGCCGCUGUGCGGGGCGAGCGUGACCCACAGAUCCCGGCAGUGWGGGCUCUUCGAGGCACAAACCACGGACCAUGUUUUAAUUGAGCUACGGAGCGUCCCCUAGACYUCUUCAUCUCAGGUAUAGCCCUAGGAGUCCUCCAGACAAACCAAAUGAACUUGCAAGGGACCUGAACCAGCUAAUCCUCUCCCUCCCUCCCUUUUUCCACCAACUUCUCCCUUCCCAAGCAAGGACCGCUAACGUUGCAAUGUCCCUUUUUACUCCUCGAGCGUCUCCCCUUUGCUCUGAGUCUGGAAUGAAGAUUUUCUUACUGGAGACUGUUUUUAUGGAGCAGGGUUGGGGUGGGUGGGUGGGACRGAGGGUGGUGCGGCUGAACCAGUCAAAUGCUGUGAUUGUCGGUGUCUCUUACUCGGAAUGGUUGUGUUUACACUUUCCUAUUUAUCCGGUCUCCUGUGCCCAGGGGCUGGUUGUGGUUAGGGGCGGAGAGCAGCGCCGGGAGGGCUAGCCCAGCUCCUCGCCCUCGGGGGCCGGUGGUGCGCGCCAGGGGCUCCAGCUCUGCCGGCACUAAUAUCGGACAAGCUGGAGCUAAUCUAAUGCUGGUGUUUUAUGUAUUUCCUUCACUUUGAACAACUCAGCACAAUAUUUCUAUUUUUGGAAGGGUCUCUCGUUCUCUUUCCCUGGUGUUGCAAACCUUCUUGGCACGGCCACCGGCACCGACAGGUCCCAAGGAGAGCUUAGUUACAAGGAUGGCGGCGAUGCGUUUCACUCCAGCAUCGAGCAUUUAUAAAGAGGGCUGCUUUCCA
Molecule: messenger RNA, 2261 nt
Organism: Nothoprocta perdicaria
Lineage: Eukaryota; Metazoa; Chordata; Aves; Tinamiformes; Tinamidae
Gene: TMEM121
Product: transmembrane protein 121
Exons: 1
Coding region: 470-1408 (312 amino acids)
Source: RefSeq, a predicted model, not a curated record